Messenger RNA from Spirometra erinaceieuropaei, 1227 nucleotides. NCBI's taxonomy places the organism in Eukaryota, Metazoa, Platyhelminthes, Cestoda, Diphyllobothriidea, Diphyllobothriidae. The record is from the annotation of a GenBank genome assembly.
AUGCGGACCCACCUGUACUCUACCUUCGUGGACCUGAUGAAAGCCUUCGACACGGUGAAUCGUGAAGGACUGUGGAAGAUCAUGCAGAAAUUCGGCUGUCCGGAGCGAUUCACCCAGAUGGUGCGUCAGCUGCACGACGGUAUGAUGGCGCGAGUCACGGACAACGGAGCUGUCUCAGAGGCGUUCGCAGUGACCAAUGGAGUGAAGCAGGGCUGCGUACUGGCGCCUACCCUCUUCAGUCUUAUGUUCUCUGCCAUGCUAAUGGACGCCUACCGCGACGAACGUCCCGGGAUCCGCAUUGCCUACAGGACGGACGAUCACCUCCUGAAUCAACGGCGGAUGCACUUCCAAUCGCGCGUAUCCACAACCACCGUUCACGAACUCCUCUUCGCCGACGACUGCGCCCUGAACACCACCUCGGAAGAGGAGAUGCAACGGAGCAUGGACCUGUUCUCCGCCGCCUGCGAGAACUUCGGUCUGGUCAUUAACACGCAGAAGACGGUGGUGAUGCACCAACCGCCACGCCACUCAGUCACAGCCCCCAACGCGCCGCUGCAAAUCAACGUGAACGGAACCCAACUGCAAGUGGUGGAGAACUUCCCGUACCUGGGCAGUACUCUCUCCCGCAACACCAAGAUCGACGACGAAGUCGCCAACAGGAUCUCGAAAGCCAGUCAAGCCUUCGGUCGCCUCCAAAGCACAGUUUGGAAUCGCCACGGUCUUCAGCUGAGCACGAAGCUGAAGGUGUACAAGGCCGUCAUCCUGCCGACGCUACUGUUUGGAGCGGAGCCUUGGACGGUGUACGCAAAGCAGGCACGCCGUCUGAACCACUUCCACCUCAGUUGUCUUCGUCGCAUCCUGAGGCUGAAGUGGCAGGAUCGAAUCCCCGACACUGAUGUGCUGGAACGGACGGGAAUCCUCAGCAUCUACGCCAUACUGAGGCAAAUUCAGCUGCGCUGGAGCGGCCACCUGGUGCGCAUGGACGACGAGCAACUACCCAAACGACUCUUCUACGGAGACGUCGCGACGGGUUUUCGCCGUCAAGGAGGCCAGAUACGCCGUUACAAGGAUAUCCUGAAGUCCUCCCUGAAGCGCCUGAAAAUCAAUCCGACCAACUGGGAGGAGCUCGCACUCGAUCGAUCGACCUGGAGGAGGACAGUGAAGACAGGCGCUGCGAUCUACGAAGCCAACCGCAUCGCUGCCGCCAAAGCGAAGCGCUGCCUCUAG